AUGGGCGAGGAGAGGGCGGCGCCGCAGGGCGGGAGGUGGCCGGCGGGUGGCCCGGUGCCUGGCAGUGCCGUCCGCACCGCGCGUGUCAUGGAGCCGCAGCUCUGCUCGGCCGGCGGGCCGGCGCUGCCCGUGUGGAAGAGGGAGAUCCUGGAGCGGAAGCGGGCCAAGCUGGCGGAGCCGCCCGCGGGCGGGGAGCCGGAGCCGGGCGGCGGCGGCGGCCGGGCGGGCCCGGCGCUCCCGGAGGAGCGGCUGGUGCUAGCCGACAGCCUGGGCCCGCUGCGCGAGAACCCCUUCAUGCGGCUGGAGAGCGAGCGGCGGCGGCUGCGGCAGGGGCUGCCCGGGGGCGGGCGGCGGGGCGCGGGGCGGCCGCUGCAGGAGCUGCUGGAGCUGUACAGCGCCGUGCCCGGCAUCCGCACCAUCCGCGCCGACAACAUCCUCAUCAUCGAGUCCCAGCCCGACGCCGCCGCCUGCUUCGCGGCCGGGGAGGGCGCCCGGGACCCGCCCCCUGCCGCCUCGCCGCGGGGCCGCGACUCGCUCCGGGACCUGCUGGCCCGCCAGGGCUCGGCGCUCACCGAGAUCCGCGCCGCCCAGGUCUUCGUCUACGAGCCGGUCGAGCCCGGCCAGGCCGGCAGGGUCAGCCGCCUGCUGCAGAAGUUUGACCAGUGGCCGCGGGGCCGGCGGCGGCGGAGCAGGGACGCGGAGCCAAACUCCCCUAUCAGCCCCCCAGCCCGGCCGGCCCCGGAUUUCCCAGCCAGCGCCGCCGCCCCCCGGCCACUCCCGGCCCCGGGCUCCUCGGUCAGCGCUGCAGCCCCCCAACGGGUCCCAGGCCCGCCAGCCAGCCCUGCUAACCGGCAGGCUCCGGGCUCCCCAGGCAGCACUGCUGCCCCCCAGCUGGUCCGAGACCCUCUGGUCAGCCCCCUAAACCGGCAGGCCCCGGGUUCCCCAGUCAGCACUGCCCUCCCCCAGCCGGUCCCAGGCCCUCCAGCCAGCCCCCCAAACCGGCGGGCCCUGACCUCCUCAGGCAGCACUGCUGCCCGAUGGCAGGUCCCAGGCCCUCCGGCCAGCCCCCAAAACCGGCGGGCCCCAGACUCCCCAGUCAGCACUGCUGCCCCCCAGCCGGUCCCAGGCCCUCUGACCAGCCCCCCAAACCGGCGGGCCCCGGACUCCCCAGUCAGCACCGCUGCCCCCCGGCCGGUCCCAGGCCCUCUGACCAGCCCCCCAAACCGGCGGGCCCCAGGCUCCCCAGUCAGCACCACUGCCCCUCAGCCGGUCCCAGGCCCUCCGGCCAGCCCCCCAAACCGGCGGGCCCCGGCCUCCCCAGUCAGCACUGCUGCCCCCCCGGGCACCUCCCAGGCCAGUGGCUUCCUGCACAAGAUCGGCUCCAACUCCUUCACUGUCACUCCCCGGGGUCUGCGGCCAGGCAGCUGUGCCCCACUUACCAAUGGCCCCUUGGAGCACAAUGCCAGCCCAGGGGGCAGGGCCCCGCGUGCUAAGGUGCCUCCGGUGCCAUCGCCAAGCGUUUCCCUUGCCAGCGACAACAUGAGGCCAAAGCUGGAGAUGAGCAAAGAGAUCCAGCCAUCCCUAUCCAGUGCCACCCCCAGCCCUCUCCAGCCGCUGUCUGUAUCUGUCCUCAGAGAUGGGGUCUCCUUUGAGAUCCGCCCAGCCCCCAAGCCAGACCUGGCCGCCAUCCCUGCCCAUGAUCUCCAAGCACAGGCCCUGGCCAAUCUGCGCCUGAACUCACGGAAUUCCUUCCUCUUUGUGCCCCGCCGUGGCGGGGGACAGUGUCUGACAGAGCCUGCAGGGGACCUGUCAUCCUUGAAGCCUGUAUGUGAGCAACAGGGGGAACCCAUAACCCCCUCACAGACCCCUCAAGAGCUCUUGGUGCCUGUGACUUACAUUGAUGAUGAUAUUGUGGAGCUGGAUGCUGGGGGCCUGCCCCAGGAGAUGGGCCCAGAUGCAGGACUGAAGGACUCAGAGCAGCCCCAAGAAGCUACCUCAGCCCUGGGGAUGAAGGCUUCUGCUAUACCCCUGUAUAGACCCCAUCCUGCCUCCUCUGCCCUGCAGCAGAGAGGCAGCAAUACGUUCACCAUAGUGCCCAAAAGGAAGCCACCCAACUCUGGGGUGGAGGUUGACAGUGGAGCCAGCAGAAUCCAGCAAUCAGAAGAGGAAGACAACGAGGAAAGCAGAAGCAAGGGCAAAACCUUGGGGAGCCCUGAUGCGCCCCAACCGGAUCUUGAGCCACUGCUUAAAAAGCGCUACCCCACUGUGAAUGAGAUUGAGGUGAUUGGCGGCUACUUGUCCCUGGAGAGGUCCUGCAUGAGCAAGAUGGGCUCUCGCCGCAAAAAGAUGAAGAUCUCUUUCAGCGAGACAAGCCUGCAGACCACGUUUGAGUACCCUUCUGAGAGCUCGCUGGUGGAGGAGGAGGAGGAGGAAGAGUCUGCCUCAGAAGUGGAGGAGGACGAGGACAAGCCCCCUUCCCUGUUCAUUCCACGCCCGACCUGCACCAUGCACGCCAACGUGCCCAGCUCAGGUUUCUCCAGCUACACUCCAAAACACUCCGUGGAGUUCAGCAAGUGGCAGGAGCAGGAAUACGAGGAGCAGCCUGCCAGUGCUGCUGGGCCCCUCCUGAAAGAGGCCAAUCCCCCAGGGAACCAGGUCAUGCUUACCCCGGCCGAUCACCGUGGCCUCUCAGACUUCAGCAGUGAGCCUGCCCUGUACUUCUGACUCCUGGGCCAUUGCACCUGCAGCACGCCUGCCGAGCAGGGAACUGGGCAGCUUCGCCGGUGUUCUGUUCUCAGUGUCCUCGGCUGCGCUUCGUGGGAUGGAGACUUUCUGAAGCCCCACAGAAAUGGGCUGCUGGCCCCAGCCCACUCCACCUUGUCCCUGCAGGGGACUCGAUGUUACUGGGCAUUUCGGGAGAAUAUUUGCACUGGAUUCUGGGGGACACCUGCUAGUUCCAAGGUAGCUGACGUGUUCUUCCAGUGGCCUUACACAUUCCUCCUUCAAGAGCAGCUGCCGAUAGACUUCUGAGAGUGACUUAGGGGCUAGAGCCUUGCUCUUACUUUCUCCAGCCAGAGUGGGCUCUAGAAAGGCUUGGAGACUGACUUCUCAGUGUGGAAAGUCUCUGCGGUGUGAGCACUGAGGGAUCUCCAGGGCUGUCUGCAAAUUGGGUUAGCAGUUGGACCCAUGAAAGCAGCUGUGGACUGGGAGCUGCAUGGCAACAGGGGCCUCUGCUGCCACUUUAGUGUUAAGCUUGGAGGCUGUUGGAGGUUAAUAGCUAAGUCCCAGGCCAAGCAUGUUUCUGGGCCUGAUACACAGCUGUUGUGGGCCAAUGAGGCAGCCUCGUUGGCCAAAAGGGGUGGUGCGCACACUGGGGGUGAAGCGUGGUAAGAGAAUGGGCAAAUUGUUCUCUGCUGCAGAUCAGUAGGAGAAUGAUUGAUAAGAGCUGGAGUGUCCCCAGCCUACAAUGCUGGUUUGCUCCCUAUGGGCAGCUGGACUUGCAUGACUUGGCCCCUUGAAAGAGUUCCCAAGCACUAGCGAUAGCUUUGAUCUUCCUAGCUCAGCUGUUGGUGUCCAGGCUCUAAGUACAGUCACUCUGCUGUGGUUUGCCUGUGAACCUGAAUGCCAUCUGCUGGGCCCGAGCCACGUCCAGUGCCUGUGCUCCCGGCCCCGGGGCAAACUCAGAAUGGAGAGCUCACCUGCUUUCCAAGUCAAACUGCCCUGCUAAAUCUGCACCUGCUAAAUCUGCACCUGGCCUUUCUCACUCCUCUGCUCCAAGUGCAAAUGGGCCAUUUCUCUGCUUUCUUCCACAGGGGCCUGAAUAAGUAAUAUGCUGUUCUCUAGGGGGUUUAUAAUUCUCUGGCACUAACUGGUAAUGCAGGCCAAUAUGCAAUGCAGUCUGCUAGGCUCUCACUGCUGGUGGACACAUCUCUAGAACUGGAGAUUCGGGGUCAGAAUAGUGUGCUCUGUAAAAGACCAAUGUUCGUGAGCUGCUAACGUGACCUGUGCUCCUGAGAUUAAAGGAAAUGUGACCAGCACAGAGCUGGCCAAUUUGGGCAUUGUGGAUGGGAGGGUGGUAUCUGAUCCUGCCACCUCCUUCAAAGGACCACGCUCCUGUCUUUUUGAUUUAAAUCUACUGAUUUGUUUGUUUGUCUGACUGUGUCCAAUCACGUUAUCUCUGAUUGUAUCUGAAUGGAAAAUCCUUUGUGUACCUUGCACUUGCCUUGAUAAUAGUGUGUACAAAGCAGAAGGGGAGCGUGUGUCUAUGUACCCUCUGGCAUUCAGGGCCAGAGGUUUGGCGGUGCCAGCCCCCUGCCCCCAGUGACCUAACUGGGAACUGCUACUUCUGAAAACUCAACUGCUCCCCUGACACUUCGCCAGGUUUGCUGGAGGAGCCCAGUAACCCCUGCCCCCCUUUCUGCCAUUGUAACACUUUGUGCUUCCAAAUCGGAUGAAAGGACCCAAGUGACUCCCACGUGUGGUGGUGCCUGGUGAUUUGUACUUUGGAAUUACAGAAAUUUGAAAGAACUUUCUUGGUGGUUUGAUAAAUGGGAUCCAGUAAAUAUCACGGCAGUGAGCCAGCCCUUGGUGCUGAUGGUUGUCCCUACUAGCCAGUGAUGAGGUGUUCAGUGAA
Messenger RNA from Gopherus evgoodei (Goodes thornscrub tortoise), 4633 nucleotides. It is a transcript of the gene TPRN, whose product is annotated as taperin. The transcript has 4 exons. Gene Ontology annotation, molecular function: phosphatase binding. The coding region runs from base 1 to 2724 and encodes 907 amino acids. The record is from RefSeq and is a predicted model, not a curated record. NCBI's taxonomy places the organism in Eukaryota, Metazoa, Chordata, Testudines, Testudinidae.